AUGGUGAAGAAAACAGGUGUUAGUCUGGUAUGGGACAAAUUUAUGAACGAAAAUAUGAUUGAUUACCAUCUUUGUGCGUAUGAACGACGCCCAUAUUUGGUCAAUGAUGAUGACAUCAUUCAUGUCAAAUAUGAUAAUCACAUAGCAAGAUCACCAGACCUUUCAAAAUUCCCAAAUCUUGAGAAGUUGAUAUUGAAAGGUUGUAAGGAGUUGAUUAAGGUUCACUCAUCCAUCGGGGAUCUUGGAAGACUUUCUUUGGUAAAUCUUGAAGGCUGCCGAUGGCUAGAGGAUCUCCCACUGAAUUUUUAUAAAUCCAAGUCUAUUGAAACUCUUCUACUUAAUGGUUGUUCAAGUUUUGAAGACUUUGCUGAUGGCUUAGGGGACAUGGUAUCAUUAACAAUUUUGGAAGCAGAUUACACAGCCAUCAGACAAAUUCCAAGUCUCGCUGGUCUUUCAAAGCUCAAGGUCUUGUGUUUAAAUGCAUGCAGAAAACUUCGUGCAAUCCCAGAUUUACCAAAGAAUCUGUAUGUUCUGAAAGCAAGCAACUGCCCAGAAUUGGAAACAAUUCCAGAUUUUUCAAAAAUGUCGAAUAUGAGAGAAUUGUAUCUAAGUAAUUCGUUCAAACUCACUGGGAUUCCAGGCUUGGAUAAGUCAUUAAACUCCAUGACAAGGAUUCAUAUGGAAGGCUGCAGCAAACUGACUGCCGAUUUUAGGAACAACAUCCUACAGGGAUGGACUUCUUGUGGAUAUGGUGGCAUUUUUCUCAGUGGAAAUGAUAUUCCUGAUUGGUUCGACUAUGUCCAUGCCAAUGAUAUUGUGUAUUUCACUGUGCCUCGAAGUGUUGGUCCUAAUUUGAAAGGGUUAACUUUGUCCUUCGUUUACUCUCCAGGCUCAUUCAACGGCAGUAACAUUAGCAUUAAAAACAUGACCAAGGGUACUGAGCUUGAAGCCAGGAUCAUACCCGAUUGUCGAACUGAGGGUUAUUAUCUUUGGCAGGGACAGUUAUCAAAUGACGAGCUCAAAUUGCAAGACGGUGAUAAAGUCUUGAUUGAAAUAAUAGUGGAGGGAAAAUAUGAUUGGUGGAAUAUGAGGGGACAUGGUAUCAUUAACAAUUUGGAAGCAGAUUACACAGCCAUCAGACAAAUUCCAAGUCUCGCUGGUCUUUCAAAGCUCAAGGUCUUGUGUUUAAAUGCAUGCAGAAAACUUCGUGCAAUCCCAGAUUUACCAAAGAAUCUGUAUGUUCUGAAAGCAAGGAGCUGCCCAGAAUUGGAAACAAUUCCAGAUUUUUCAAAAAUGUCGAAUAUGAGAGAAUUGUAUCUAAGUAAUUCGUUCAAACUCACUGAGAUUCCAGGCUUGGAUAAGUCAUUAAACUCCAUGACAAGGAUUCAUAUGGAAGGCUGCAGCAAACUGACUGCCGAUUUUAGGAACAACAUCCUACAGAGAUGGACUUCUUGCGGAUUUGGUGGAAUUUAUUUGAAUGGAAUUUAUGAUAUUCCUGAGUGGUUCAAAUUCGUCAAUGAUGUGGACAAUAUCGUCUUCUUUGAAGUUCCUCAAAAAAUCAUGGGUCGUGAUUUAAAAGGGUUGACUAUGUGCUUCGUUUACUCUUCAGAGUAUCUAGAACUUGAUUAUCAAGAGGGUCCUAUUGGCAUUAUCGUUAGAAAUCUUACCAAACAAACUGCUUUGCACACCAAGAUAGCAUUUGCCUCCGUAACAUCUUACUGUUACGGAUACAGAUGGCGGAGACACUUUUCAAAGAAACGUCAAGAAUAUCUUUGGCAGGGACAAUUGUCAAACGAUGUGUUACAACUUGUCGGUCAUCUCGGCCGCUCCUUCUUCCUCUCCAGACUCUUCGACCUCGAGGUUCGCUCCGAUUUCGACUCUGAAAACGACGACGUCGUUGAGAGGGUCCGCGUUUUGCCUCGCAUGAUUCAUUUGCACUCGGCCACGGACGCACCGCUUAAUGUGACCUUCAUAAGGGCUCCUUCUCAUGCUUUGUUGAAAGUCGAUAUUCCUCUUGUAUUUCGAGGAGAUGAUGUCUCUCCUGGAUUGAAGAAAGGUGCUUAUUUAAAUACAAUCAAGAGGACUGUAAAGUUCCUUUGCCCUGCAGAUGUGAUUCCUCCUUAUAUUGAUGUGGAUCUGAGUGAGUUGGAUGUCGGCCAAAAGAUAUUAAUGGGAGAUCUCAAGGUUCAUCCGGCUCUAAAGCUUCUUCAGUCAAAAGAUGAGCCUGUUUGUAAGAUCAUGGGAGCCAGAGUUUCUGAACAAAAGAAAUCUAAAUAA
Messenger RNA from Prunus armeniaca (apricot), 2277 nucleotides. Lineage: Eukaryota; Viridiplantae; Streptophyta; Magnoliopsida; Rosales; Rosaceae. The record is from the annotation of a GenBank genome assembly.